AUGGAAGAAGUGUUGGUUGUACUUGAAUGUUCUCUAGAAUUGAAGCCCGUCAUCGGUCAGAAGUUCCAAUCCCUAGAUUUUGUUUUCACAUUUUACGAUGUUUAUGCCCACGCUGUUGGUUUUGAUACCCGCAAACAAGGAAUAAGGAAGACGGGCGGUGUUACUACUUGGUAUUAUGUUUUAUCCAAGCGUUGUGGUUGUAAAGCGAGUAUAUCGCUCAAGUUCUUCUCCGAAGGAGGACUUCCAGGUUAUAUUAUUCAGGAGUUCAACGAGGUUCAUAACCAUUAUAUGGUUGAGGUUGAGCAUCAGAAUUUUAUGGCACUUAAUCGAAAGUUGGAUGAUGUACACCAUAAAUUCAUUCUUGACUGUUCCAAGGCUAAUAUACGCCCCACACUUACCUUUAAGGUGUUGAAGGAAAUUCUCGGUGGGUUUGAACUUGUCGAUUGCACUGUAGGGGAUAUAAGGAACGCUUCUCGAGAUAUCAAAGCAUACGCACAUGGGUUCGACGUGCAAAUGGUGUGGGAUGAUAUGGCUAAGAAGAAGGAAAUGUCCGAUGCGUUCACAUAUCACUAUGAAGUCAACGCUAGUAACCAGUUGGUUGCUCUCUUUUGGUGCGAUGGUUUGAUGAAAAGGAAUUAUCAUAUGUUUGGUGAUAUUGAUGGGUUUGACUCUACGUAUAACACAAACAGGUAUUGUAUGAUCUUCACACCUUUCACGGGAAAGGACAAUUGUGGAAGACCUGUAACCUUCACCGUUGAAUUGGUGUGCAAUGAGAAAACAGGGGCAUUUGCUUGGUUGUUCAAACAUUUCGUUGAAUGCAUGGGUGUUGUACCCAAAAUGACCGUAACAGAUAAAGACCUGGGAAUGAGAUCAGCUAUUGAAGAGGUUCUUGUUGGCACUCGACACCGAUGGUGUAUGUGGCAUAUAAUGCAUAAGUUGGCCACCAAGGUUCCAAACAGGUUGCUGAGGGACGAAGAUUUCAAGAAAGAAUUCAAUGCCUGUGUUUGGUCGGACCUGCUUGAACCCAACGAAUUUGAAGAGGAGUGGAAUGGAGUGGUGGAACGUCAUGGGCUGCAAGAAGUUGACUGGUUCAACACAUUGUACGACUAUAGGCAAUUCUGGAUAUCAGCGUACUUCAGAGAUUUUCCACUGGGUUCGAAGAUUAGGACUAUGUCCAUAUUUGAAUCGGAGAACAGCUUCUACAAAUUUUUUUUGAAGCCCCGAGCCAACAUUGCCGAAUUCUACUUGAAUUUCAACAAUGCCGUUGAAUUCCAGCGGAACGCUAGAACAAAGUUGGACUACCACGAUGCAACUGUCCUGCCUAUAUUGGCCACUACCUUGCCAUUCGAGAAACAUGCUUUGACGCUGUACACCGAUAGUAUGUUCAAGAAAAUACAAGAAGAAGUUGUUGAGGGUAAUGACAGAUGCCGCGUGCUUGGUUUUUCAUCUACAGAUAUAGUUGACACCUACAAGCUUGGGGACAGCAAUCGCAAUUCGCAUUUUGUGAGACACGAUAAGACUGAUGACUCAUACUCGUGCAAAUGCAUAAGUUUAAAAAAAGUUAGAAAACAAAAUAAAACACGAUAA
Molecule: messenger RNA, 1587 nt
Organism: Salvia splendens (bonfire salvia)
Lineage: Eukaryota; Viridiplantae; Streptophyta; Magnoliopsida; Lamiales; Lamiaceae
Product: protein FAR1-RELATED SEQUENCE 5-like
Exons: 4
Coding region: 1-1587 (528 amino acids)
Source: RefSeq, a predicted model, not a curated record